Messenger RNA from Xenopus tropicalis (tropical clawed frog), 732 nucleotides. Its product is annotated as olfactory receptor 1019-like. The annotation marks the transcript as partial. Gene Ontology annotation, biological process: signal transduction; detection of chemical stimulus involved in sensory perception of smell; G protein-coupled receptor signaling pathway. The transcript is spliced from 2 exons. Gene Ontology annotation, molecular function: olfactory receptor activity; G protein-coupled receptor activity. NCBI's taxonomy places the organism in Eukaryota, Metazoa, Chordata, Amphibia, Anura, Pipidae. The record is from RefSeq and is a predicted model, not a curated record. Gene Ontology annotation, cellular component: membrane; plasma membrane.
UCACUCAUAGACAUUUCUUUCACCUCAAAUGUUUUACCUAAUUUGCUACAAAUUCUUCUCACACAACAAAAUAACAUUUCAUUCUUGGGGUGUAUGACUCAAAUGUAUGUUUUUGUGUCCUUGGCUGCCAGUGAAUACUUUCUCCUGACGGCCAUGGCAUAUGAUCGUUAUGUUGCCAUCUGUGAUCCCCUUCAUUACAUUGCCCGAAUGAGCAGGAAACACUGUGCUGGGCUUAUAACUGCAGCAUUCACUGUUGGGUUUGGUGAAUCCAUGGGCCAUCUUGUACUUAUAUCUAAACUAUCAUAUUGUGCUUCCCAUCUUAUUAACCAUUUUUUCUGUGAUGUCACACCAUUGCUAAAACUUUCCUGCAGCAGCACUUUUAGUGUGGAACUUUUUAUUUACAUUGUAGGGACAUUGCUGGGUUUCAGUUCCUUCCUCCUUACUCUGACCUCAUACGUAUUUAUCAUCUCUGCUAUCCUGAAAAUACAAUCCUCAGAGGGGAGACAAAAAGCCUUUUCUACCUGUGCUUCUCACCUGACCUGUGUGAUGACCCUUUAUGGGACAGUUAUUUGCCUGUAUAUGAGACCCACCACAAGUUAUUCCCUGGAAAGAGACAAGUAUUUCUCACUGCUGUACAUUGCCCUGGGCCCUGUCUGGAAUGGCCUGCAUCCAGAGAUGAUAUGCAAGAGAAUCGAUCCUUUGGAAGGAGGUCGGCCAGUUUUUGAGGCCUAA